Molecule: messenger RNA, 2717 nt
Organism: Nothoprocta perdicaria
Lineage: Eukaryota; Metazoa; Chordata; Aves; Tinamiformes; Tinamidae
Gene: DPH7
Product: diphthamide biosynthesis 7
Exons: 9
Coding region: 1-1569 (522 amino acids)
Molecular function (GO): protein binding
Source: RefSeq, a predicted model, not a curated record
AUGGCGGCGCCGUGCCGGACGCGCACGCUGCAGGUGCUGGACACGGAGCUCAGCGCCGACGCCGUGGAGUGGUGCCCCGUGGAGGGCUGGCACAGCAUCCUGGCCUGCGGCACCUACCAGCUGCGCCCGCCCGCCGCGACCAAGCCCAGUGGAGGCGACGGGGCCUGUGACCGCACGGGGCGGCUCUACCUGUACCACUACAACGAGGAGCAGCCUUGCAUCCCGCUGACGGAGAUCCAGAGGAUUGACACCCCUGCCAUCCUCGACAUCAAAUGGUGCCACCUUCCCAUUGCAGAACACCCCAUGGUUGGUGUUGCGGACUCGACGGGUGCUGUGCAGUUCCUGCAGCUCACGGGCAGUGAGAAGAAGAGCUGCGUGUUGGAGCCGUGCUUCAGGGUCGAUGUAGGCGCCCAGCGCCUGGUCUUGUCCUUAGACUGGUCCACGGGACGAGAGCAGUGUGGACGUCCUCUGAGAGUGAUCAGCAGUGAUUCAGGAGGGAAGCUGAAUCUGUUCUCCAUCGAUGAAUCUGCUCCCUCUGUGCAUGUCCUGAGCCAGUGGGAGGCUCACAGCUUUGAGGCCUGGAUUGCAGCUUUCAAUUACUGGGACACAGACAUCGUAUAUUCAGGGGGAGAUGACAGCCUGCUCAAGGGCUGGGACACCAGGUGCAGUCCUGAGUCGCCCGUCUUCACCAGCAGGAGACAUUCAAUGGGUGUGUGCAGCAUUCAGUGCAGUCCCCACCGGGAGAAUCUGCUGGCUACAGGCAGCUACGACGAGCACGUGCUGCUGUGGGACACCAGGAACAUGAAGCAGCCGUUGGCAGACACCCAUGUCGAGGGUGGAGUCUGGAGGCUGAAGUGGCACCCGACCCGCGAGUUUGUGCUGCUGGCAGCCUGCAUGCAGAGUGGAUUCAAAAUCCUUGACUGCCGGGGAAGCAUGGCGGAAAACACGGAGGAAUGUGUCAUCCUGACAUCCUACGUCCUGCACAACUCCCUGGCCUACGGAGCUGACUGGUCGAGGCUCUGCCCGCGGGAUUCCCUGGCUGCGCUGCAGGACGUGGCUGCUGCGGCCCGGCCUGCCCGGGAGCUGCUGCCAAGGCCGGAGGAAGGAGACGAGAGACUGAAUGUGCACAUCCAAAACCUGAAGAUAAUUUAUGAGUCUCCCACCGCUACUUUUGAUGUGGUAUUGGAUGAGGAGAGCGAAGACCCUGCCUCGCCACUGAGAGCAGGGGGAGGCCCUGACCCGGGGCAGGGCGCUGUGUCGCCUGGGGAUCCGGACCCGACGCGGGGCCUGGGUGCAAAGAGGAGCCCAGACGUGGCUGGGGGCUCCCUGGAGGGAGGUCCCGCCUCACCAGCUGCUUCGGGCUACCGGGUUACAAAAACCAACGGAGCGGGCUUGGACAGAGGCGGGGACUUAGCCGCGCCGUUAGACGGGUCAAAAGAAAUGAGCAUUGUAGCAACUUGCUCAUUCUAUGAUAAUAUCCUGCAUGUCUGGAAGUGGGAGAUGAGCCUGGUUCCCCCUUCAGAGCCGUCAAGUACUAGAGCUCAGUCAGGGAACGCAGUUUCACUUUAGCCCCUUCACAGGUUGGCCCUGACAGUCCCCCUGGGAAGGGAUAUGAAAGUUCCUCCACUGAGAGCAACAGCUAUAGCUUAUGUCCCGUCCCAUUUCCUUAGGGAUUUUUGCAGGUGUUACUGCUGAGUUUGUGAGUCCUUAAGGGCUGAUCCAGUUGGAAUUUCAUGGUGUUUUAUUUUCAGCACUGAGAGAAGCCUUUCCUGAGGAGCAUGGUCAAGCACCGACAUGAUUCCCUAGCUUCCCUGAAGGUACCGGUGUGAACUAGGGCAGGAUGUUCCUCUCGGAGGCUCCUUGUUUGUACAUAGCCCUUGAAUCCCUUCAGGGCUGAUUUGCAUUUGUACAGUUGAUCUACUAAGCUUGUUUUCCUCCUUCCAAAUCAAGCCAAACAAAACCUGCCGGCAACACUACAUAGAGACAAAUCUGCAAUCAGAUUUUCCUGAUUUUUUUUUUCCUCAAGGAAGUUUAGACGUGUAUGUAGCUCGCUGUGCAAUCUGCAAGCUAGUGUGCACUUUGAGAAGAUGUCUGUCGAGGACAGUCGAUGAUAGAUGUCGGUCGAGGACAGUCAAGAUGCUGACAGUGGAAUUUGCUUGUAGUGAUCUUUAGUAGAGAGAAAUCCUUUUUUUUAAGAAGGAAAUCCCAACUGACAGAAACGAGAGACUGCAGUUCAGCUACAGGACGUUUGGAGCCUUUCCUGUAGGGGUUCUGCUGUGUCUGGUUUUACACCAGGUUUAUCACCUGGGUGCCACCUGGUUUUGUCACUCUCCAAACUAAGCACAACUUGGUUUAGCAGGUAUAAAUUCUGUAGUAAGUCCUGCUCUCUUUUUUAGUGCCACUCUUUACUAAAAAAACCCCAAUCCCUCCUGGUUUCAAUCUCCUAUUUUCUGCUAUCCAUAGUGAAACAAAAAUUUAGGUCCCAAGUCAAGAUUGUUUUUUAAGGUGAACAGCUUUAAGAGCAAAACCUCCCCAAAGUUUAGCCAGUGUUUCCUGACACCUUUUAAGUUCAUAAUAAACACACACAGAAACCAAAAUCUUGACAACAUUGCCCUAACUACCUCAGGGAAGAGCUGCAGAAUUUCUCACAGUUACUACCUUUCCUUUCUUACUGUGAAACAUCAGCAAAACACCCUCCUUUUGGAACAUUUUCUCCA